CGGCACGUGCAUUCCGGUCAGCAAGUCCGAUCGUGGACUGUGACAACGCCACGCAACGCAGCACGUAACGUGGCUUCAUUCGUUCGGUCUGGGGAGGAAAUCACGCAGUUUGCUACCAAUUCUGCAGGCACGAAUUGCAAUGAUUCUGGACUCGAGGACCUUGACUUGUGCCAACUCAACUCAGCACAAGUCUAUUGUCUGACAGGCAAACCCACUGCCAACCUACUCCCAUACAAGUGAGCUGUAAGCUCCCGGUCAUUUGCCGUCAAAACGUGAAACUUGAAGUUUAGUCUCUCCAAAUCCGAGAAUUCUUCGUUUUUCUUUCUUCCAGGCCGUGGAGUAGUCGGUGCGUCUAGCUCGAAGGUUGUUGGUUCAUUUGUUGUAGUGAAGAGCACGUUCUUCAAAGUCGAAGUUUUGUUCUGGGAGGCAGAGAUUGCGAUUUGGUUGGGCACAGAUUAAUCUAAACGUGAGCGCACGUAGGGAAGCAGUAGAGAGGAGGUAGAUUGAAGGACUGCGCAAAGAGAGGAGUAUGUCUGGAAGUCGAAGUGCUGGGAGAUCAAUGGACACGAAGGACGACGAGAACGAGUAUGACAAGCCUAUCGUCCACGUCGAGAGCAUUGAGAGAGGAUGGAAAGUGGGCACAAGUGACAUAAGUCACGCUGGAAAGAAAGAGAAAGAGAAAGAGUCGAAGAGUCACGUUCAUGAAGGGGAUACCAUAAGGACAACUGUAACGGUGGAAGAUGAUUCUCCAUCUCUUUACCAGAAAUUGAGAGGUAAACUUGCUGCAGCUGAAGAACAUUUUAGACCUAAGGAUGCAAUCCACACCAAGAAGGCAGAUCCUCAUCCUGAAGUGAACCUUUCCACAGUGCAACCUUCUAACAAGCCACAUGUCGCCAGUGAAAUGAGAAAAGAGAUGUGGGGUGACAAGCAUCACAAUAACGCGUCUAAGGAUGAAGUGGAAGGGAAGAAUAGCAAAUCUGAGGUAAAGUCAAAGGACACCAAAGACAAGACCUCAGGUCCUCGUAGUAUUGAGAAAUACGCCAGCGCUAAAGCUUUUUUUGAUUCUGAAACUACAGAAGAUAGAAAAGUUCAGGCCGGUGAUGAACUGGGCACUGGUUACGAGGAGGGUUCAGAGGAAGGAGGAUUUUCACCCUCCAGUGGUACGACGAGUGGGAGUGGUUCUCUUCCCAAGCAGUCUGAGUCUGUCUUCAAGCCGGUCAAACCGAAGGAUGACUCCGAAGUUACUCUAGAAGGGCUUCGAGAAAGUAAGCUGAAUCAAAAUUCGAGUGCAGAGGAUGUGAAAGCACCUGGAGUGUUUACCAGAGCCAAAGAAGAGGUAGAAGCUCUCUCUGACCAGGUGAGUGAAGGCCUGGGAUUGAAAGAAAAGCGAUCCACUUCGGGAGGCGAGACCAAUACGGGCCAGUCUGGCUUUUUUAGUCGCAUUGCUGAGAAAAUUGGCUAUGGUGACAAUCAUGGGCGCAGUCAAAGCCACUAGACCUACUUCUUUUCUAAGUAUUGCAUGUACAGGCAGGGUUCAUUUAGUCUUUUUCCCAUUGCAGAUUAUGAACAGAGAGCUGUGACUCGACUAGACACUUAGAAUCACAUCAUUGGGUCGAACUCAGACAGACACACUACAUGUGUUUUUUAAAGCUCAUUCAGGCACAUUUUGUAUUUUCUUCUCUGUAUGAGAGAUGCCUGUGUAAAUAUAUGCUAAGUUGUGACAGUGGGCAGGAAGAACUAUUUUGUAUAAUAAAGACUCAUG
This is a messenger RNA of Marchantia polymorpha subsp. ruderalis, 1762 nucleotides long. The record is from the annotation of a GenBank genome assembly. Lineage: Eukaryota; Viridiplantae; Streptophyta; Marchantiopsida; Marchantiales; Marchantiaceae.